Sitodiplosis mosellana (orange wheat blossom midge) is the source of this 3988-nucleotide messenger RNA. RefSeq lists its product as uncharacterized. The record is from RefSeq and is a predicted model, not a curated record. NCBI's taxonomy places the organism in Eukaryota, Metazoa, Arthropoda, Insecta, Diptera, Cecidomyiidae. The coding region runs from base 2788 to 3675 and encodes 295 amino acids. The transcript is spliced from 2 exons.
GUCUACGCGAGAGCGACAAGAAAUAAUCACUAAAUGAAAGCUAACAAAGUUCACACCUUUUACGAAACACACUGUUUACUUUGCCAAUUGACUGGUGGUGCUUGUCAUGGCAAAUAUAGUGUCAAAUUAUCCGCACGAGCGAUGGAGUGAGAGCAAGAGAGCAAGAAAGCAAGAGAGAGAGAGAGAGAGAGAGAGAGAGAGAGAGGGAGAGAGAAACGAGCAACGACAAUUUGCCAUGUUAAUGAAGUGUCGAUUUUAAAAUGCAAAUUGUGAUUUUAUAAUUAGUUAAAAACCAAUUAGAAUAUCCAUAAAAUGGGAAUAUAAACCCCAAUUGAUGUGCUCUCGAUGUGACAUGCUCAACGCAAUUCAGACUUGUGGAAUUAUUUAAUUAUUUCCAUUUUACAGGAGGCAGAAAAAAAAACCCAAGCCUCAUCAAUUGAAUUUUGGAAAUACGGUGGCAACGUGAUGGUAAAAAAUUAAUCGAAAAAAAAACCUCGUUCUAAUUACGUGUGGAAUGAACACAUGGAGGUUGGCAAAACUCACAUGUCACGUGAUUCGAAAUGCAAUUUUUCCGUUCAAACUAAUUUGCGCGGAAUUCAAUUGGAAAAUGCAUUCCAGAGUGGCUCGGCCAUAGAAAGUGUCAACUUUUCCCAAAUCAAAAAAAUCGUUCGCACUCUUAUUCACAUGAAAACUUGUUCAAAGUAUGUUGUUAUUGUUGAAAUCACUUUAAUCGAACACAAUCAACCGCGCGCACGAAUAAAAAAAAAUUCCCUCUUACCAGCCGCAAAAAAAAACGUUGUUACGAAAUCAUUUCUUGAGAGACGAAACCGCGCACAGAAUUCGGAACGAGAAGUGUGGAAAAAGUACAGUGUCACACAAGCGAUUAAGAUCAAAAAUAUCGAAUCGUCGAUGUGCGCACAGCACACGGUGUGACCAAAUGGCCCAUACAUACAUGCUUGAAAAAAAAACGCUUUAGCGCAACUGAUAUAUACCAACGAUAACACACAAUAUUUCAUGCGAUAUGAUCAAGUGCGCAUUUUCACACCUCACCUGAAAUGAGUGUGAUGAAUGCUUGAGAGCGACCGAACGAACAACAACAACGGGAAAAGAAAUAAUAAUGCACCCAUACUUAAAGGCAAUCUCUUAUCUCGCGACGUUCAUAAUCAUCAUUUGACUAUUUGAGAAAAUUACUUUGUACACCUGCACACACUAUAUAUAUACCGAUUUUACCGAGAGAGAGAGAGAGAGAGAGAGAGUUCGCGCCAACGCUAACAAGCGAACGACUGGACCACUAACAGCAAAAGUGUCAGCUAGACACACAAACCAACGUACACACAAUUCUUACACUUAUCGUCGUUGGCCACCGAGAAAAGCGAUGAAGAAAAUAAAAAUAAACUACAAAAAAGUGUACGAUUCGAGCACAGGUGAAUACAAGCAACAUCUAAUCUCGAAGAAAUCGGAGUAUGAGUUGAACAACUUUAAACAUUCAUUUCAAGUUCUAUUUUUUCCACACGCGCGCACAUCGAACAUGCACACACAUAAACGCUGGCUCGCCCAUGUCAAUGCUAUCAGUGCGAACCGAGUGUUAUGUUUACAUUUAUUUUCAAUUAUUAUUGUGUGUACAUACUGGAAUCCAUUGAAUUUCAAGCGAUAGGUUGACGUUUACUUGGAUAAAGGAUCACACUCAAAAACCCAAAGAGAGGAGAAAAAAAGCCAUUUUUGUCACGUCAAAUUUUGAUCAGAGACUCGUUUCUCCGAAAUUGUAAUAGCCAGUUGGAAGCUACAGGGUAAAUUAACGCCUUUCAAAGUCGAAGCAACUGCCUUUUUUGUUUUAUCGUUUUCUAAGUCUCCGCAGCUGCAAAAACGGAAAAAUUGUGAAAUUCAAUAAUAAUAAGCUAAUUUUAAUCAAUCUUGAACCGUAAUUACGGGAAUAACUCCAGCGAUUUGUUGCAUUUCGUAACGGUAAAUGGUGUGUUUCGCUUGAUUGUUGCAGGUUUUUCAUUUCAUUCGUUCAUUGUAAUGGUUUCGUUUAAUGUUUCACAAAAAAAAAACGGUUGAUCAGACGGAUGGCCAAUCACAAUUACACACACGUACACACAAAAUAAGUUAACGAGAAGAUUUGCAUGCAUUACAAACUAUAGUUUGAUGAUAACUAUCAUCACUGAAUAUGCUUACCGUGUAUUGAACAUUUUGAUUUCAAUCGAAUAAUAAUUGCCUUGGAAAAUGUUGAUUAGAUCAGUAUAUUAGUUAGGUAUAUGAAAAUCCACCCGAAACGAACGAACAGGCAUCGACAACGGUAAACCACACAAAUGCUUUCAGUAUACCACCAUUUGCAUAGUGUCACAAAAUUCAACUGAAAAUCCAUUUGAGAGUGAGAAAAGACAAUUGCAAUUGCUCCAGGUUGACACUUCGAAUAUUCAAUUGUGGCGAUGGCAGCGGCGGAGGCAGCAGCAUUGUGUUGUUUGCCAUUUAAUUUGAAUAUAUUUUUCUAUUGUUUGCCGUUUGUGCCAUUCUUAAACUCAAUGUGUAAGUAUUUCAUAAACAAAAGUCAAUAUGAGGCCCAAGCCAAGUGGGUUUUGUACAAAUACGUUUUUGUUCACAUUUCAAUUUAAAGGCUAGAAUUCAUUGAGUCACGUCGUCGUCAAAACGGCAGAAGGUAGAAAUAAAAGAAAAGAACAUUGUCGAUGUCGGAUGUUAUUUGACUUCUGUAUGUUGUCUCAUUGACUGAGACGGUUGAAUUUGGAAGAUCUUGGGCUGUCUGAUGACGAUUCCGGAGACGAUUUAGCGAUGGAAGAGGAUGCGGAGGCAAAUGAAACUCAAUUCAAACCAAUGGCAAAGCACAAUCGGUCGAAUUUGGAAGAUCUUGGGCUGUCUGAUAGCAAUAACAGACAGCGAUUUGAUUCGGAUAUGGAUGUGGACCAACAUUCAAUUGAAACCCAGUUUGAUGAAAGCCAGCGAUUUGAUUAUAAUUUUGAUAUAAAUGUGGACCAACAUUUAAUCGAAACCCAGUUUGAUGAAACCCAGCAAUUUGAUAAUGAACAUUUAAUUGAAACCCAGUUUGAUGAAGAACUAGCAGCAGAAAAGACUCUAACACCGGAAAAAGUCGCAGCCUCAGCACUGGUACCAGCCGAUCUUGUUGAGCCCGUAGCUCAUUCGUCAAAUGCUCGUACGGAAAACUGUGAAGCUGCUGACACAGCAGCGGACACAGAGGGUGCACCAUCGAUGGGCUUUCGAUUCGAUCCAGCUGCUUUGGUAUUCGACGUAACGAAACUGGAGCAAAUCGAUCCUGCACUACAUCAUCUCUAUAUUCAGCCUGAGAUUGAUGUAUUUGCAGCACCAGAACGGAAAAAUUUCCCCAACUAUACGCUAUUCAUAUACGAUUCUUUGCACAACCCUGCAUUAAUUGAAUUGAUGAAGAGCAAAGACACACAUUCGUUAAUGGCAUUGGAGAGUAUCAAUCGCAACAAAAUCUUUUCAGGUCGCCUUGAAAAUUUGUCAAAACCACCGACCGAGUACAUAACCACACAAUAUAAAAAACUUAGUGGGCAAGCACCUGGUUUCAAAUUCAGACGAGUCAAAGAGCCAGUUGCCGUCGAUGGUUAUUUUUAUUCAAAAAAAAAUUUGGUGGAAAUUGCUUUUUUUCUUGAACGAAGAACCCUUUUUUUUUACGUAUGACCAGAUGAAAGUACAACCAUUUGAAUUCCAUUUAGUUAGGGCAAACUGGUCUGCAUUCGAUGAACGGGUGUUUAGUAGUGUCUUCAAAAACCAGUACACCAACAGAUUAAGAUAUAAACUCGGAUUGUUACGUUUAGAUAUAGAUAACAAAAUUUGGAAUUCAAAGAAUAUGUCAAGUUGCUUUAUGUACACACACAGAAUAAGAAAGGUUGGAAUACAUGAAUCCAAAAAAUUACAAUUUGGGUUGAAUUCAAAUGGUAUUCAUUACAGUAUGGCAGAAUAAAAAAAAAUAUAUUCAAGAGAAAUCAAACUA